Mangifera indica (mango) is the source of this 957-nucleotide messenger RNA. RefSeq names its product transcription elongation factor TFIIS-like. The coding region runs from base 19 to 825 and encodes 268 amino acids. The record is from RefSeq and is a predicted model, not a curated record. Gene Ontology annotation, cellular component: nucleus. Gene Ontology annotation, biological process: DNA-templated transcription. NCBI's taxonomy places the organism in Eukaryota, Viridiplantae, Streptophyta, Magnoliopsida, Sapindales, Anacardiaceae. The transcript has a single exon.
UUCUUUGUUUCAACGGCAAUGGAUAAACAUCUCCGACAUCUCAAACAACAUAAAAAAGAAAAGAUUCGAUUAAUGGCUGAGUGGUUGUUGGAGAUAUGGAGCAAGAAGAUCAAGGAUUAUUCUUCAAAAACCAAAGGUAAAUUUUUAUAUGUUGAAUCUUCCGAGAAAACCCAGCAAUCUGAUAAAUCCACGACAUCAGCCAUCUGCCAUCAACACUCUUCCAUUGGUUCAACAAAACUUGAAGAGACUGGCCAUGGUAAAACAACUUCUGAAGGUUCAAUUGGUUCCAGACAAUUUGAAGAGGCAGGGAAAAAUCCUCAGAAAUUCAUUUUGAAGAUAAAGAUGAAACAAUCGAAGGAAUCUUGUAAAUUUGAGGCAUUAUUCAAGUGUAAAGAUGCUUCACGUGUCAAGGUUCGUGAAAUUCUUCUGGUGGCGUUACAGAAAGUUGCUAGUGAAGUUGAUGGAGAAACUAAACAGCGGGUAAAUGCUUGUGAUCCAAUUGGUGUUGCAGUGCUAAUCGAAACUGAGAUGCUUAAGCAGAUGGGACCGUACAACGGGCCUAAGAAACUCAAAUACAGAUCAGUUUUGUUCAACAUGAAUGAUCCAAACAAUCCAGACUUGAGGAGGAAGAUUCUUCUUGGGGAGGUUAAGCCUGAGAGACUAAUACAAAUGAGUUCAGAAGAGAUGACAAGUGAUGAAAGAGAGAUUAAAAGGAUAAAAGAUAAAGCAACCUUGGGGGAACAAACAGCUGACAAAAAAUCUGAAGAGAAACCUGAUUUUGAUGAAGGAAGAUGGUUGGAAUCCUUUGUUGAUUUGAAGCUUUGAAAUCCUUAAGUUGACUGCUGAUACAGUGGGAUUACCUUUAUAAUAGUUUAGAAGAUGAAGAGCAUAAUUUUUGUAAUAUUUUUUAAGGGCAUUUAAUCUGCUGUCAGUUGUAAUUUUUAGUUUCCAUGUUAA